This is a messenger RNA of Patella vulgata (common limpet), 2929 nucleotides long. RefSeq names its product zinc finger protein ZIC 4. Gene Ontology annotation, molecular function: RNA polymerase II cis-regulatory region sequence-specific DNA binding; DNA-binding transcription factor activity, RNA polymerase II-specific. Gene Ontology annotation, cellular component: nucleus. The record is from RefSeq and is a predicted model, not a curated record. The coding region runs from base 242 to 1618 and encodes 458 amino acids. Gene Ontology annotation, biological process: regulation of transcription by RNA polymerase II; central nervous system development. The transcript has 2 exons. Lineage: Eukaryota; Metazoa; Mollusca; Gastropoda; Patellidae.
AUAUAGACAUGUUUGUCUUCUCACUGUAGCAUGUUGGACUUUGUUUAUUAAGAGUGAGUGAUCAGCUAGUAGGAGACAUAACGUGGUUUUAUCUCGUGGAGUUUUUAUCUGAUUCUUCAAGUCGAUGUACACUGACUUUCUACUGACAAGAUUUCUACCAAAUUCACAGCAGUGGUGAGCAGCGUGAAUGACAAGGACUUGGUACUAUUACCGCUAGUACAAUUAUUUACCACUACUUAUCAUGAUCAACCCAUUCAUGGAUACGGCUCAUACGCCGCACUUACCACCAGGAGCGCUGAAACUGAGCCCCCCACAUCAUAUGGGGGACGGGACCGGCGGAGUUCACGGUCAGGCAAACCAGUUUGUGAGUCAGAGUAACGGAUAUGGGAUGCCACACAGCCAUUCACAUCAAAUCAGUAGUUAUGCUGCAAGAGAUUUCUUAUUACGACGUGAACACAUGGGUUUUACAGGACACGAAGCUAACCCAGCACCUCACCCAGGUAUGUUUGCCCCCACGACAGCAGGAUACCACACGGGGCACCACCCCGACCCAGCCACCAGUCACAUGCUUUUUCCAGGAUUACAUGACGCCAGUCACCACCCUACGGGACACCAUGUUCAGAGUCAGAUGCUGUACCCACGGGCGGAUCAGUUUAACCAGAUGGGAGGACAGCGACAGGAUCACUUUGUACCCCCUCAACACCUUAAUCACAUGAACUCUAUCAACCCUCAUCACAUGAACAUGUCUCCUCAUGGACCCGGGGCGUUCUUUCGUUACAUGAGACCCCCGAUAAAACAGGAACAUACAUGUCUGUGGAUAGACCAGGAUCAACCGGAACCUAAGAAACCAUGUAAUAAGACAUUCAGCACCAUGCAUGAAAUAGUGACUCAUUUAACCGUGGAACAUGUCGGGGGACCGGAACAAGGCAACCAUGCUUGUUUCUGGCAGGCGUGUCCUCGUGAUGGCCGUUCGUUCAAGGCAAAAUACAAACUUGUGAAUCAUGUUCGAGUGCAUACGGGAGAAAAACCAUUCCCUUGUCCGUUCCCAGGCUGUGGCAAAGUGUUCGCGAGGAGCGAGAACCUUAAAAUUCACAAACGAACGCAUACAGGAGAAAAGCCAUUUAAAUGCGAAUUUGAAGGAUGUGAUAGAAGGUUUGCCAACAGUUCAGACAGAAAGAAACAUUCACAUGUUCAUACGAGUGAUAAGCCCUAUAAUUGUAAAGUCAAAGGAUGUGAUAAAAGUUACACACACCCGAGCUCGUUACGGAAACACAUGAAAGUUCAUGGCAAGACUUCUCCGAUUCAUACAGAUGAAGAUGACAAUAACUGUAGUCCCGACACGGAGUCUCCAGCAACCAGCCCCACAACAACAUCUAGUGCCUCAACUACGUCUACUCACUCAUCUUUACAUCAUAAUCCACUUUCAACACAAAAUAGUCCCACGUUACCUCUGGUGCCAAAUCCCCUUUCCCAUCACCCAACGAACUUAAGUGAAUGGUAUGUGUGUCAAAGUUCAGGAGGGGGAAUGCCAACAGCACCUUCAUUUGACCAUUCCUCGGUUAACGCCUUCAGUCAUAUCGCUUCCCUCCAUCCUCCAGCUUUGUUACAGUACACAUAGCCUGAAAAAAAAAACUCAUACCAAAUAUCUUAAUUUAACCAAAUAAUUCAUACUAAAGAUUCUAUCGAGAAACAAUAAACCAAAUACAUCUGAAAGACAGCAUUUGUGAAUCAGAAAAGAGUGUUGUGAAUAAUAAUGACAUUGGAUUGAAGUGUUCGUGAACAAUUUUUGUGUCGCACUGUAUGUAAAACAGUGCUCCUUAGAUAAAUCAACAAAUGAUCAUACGUGGAUUUUGGUUUUAAUUUCUACAUUCAUUGUUAUUUUGGUGCAAUCAUAAAACUGAAGCCUAAAAUUCAUUGACUGUUUAUCAUUUUCCAUUGUGAUGUUUUUAUAGUAGAGACGUUUUUCGUGAAAGUAUUGACAGUCUUAAUCAAAAUGAAAACAGAGAUAUAAUUGUUUAUUAUUUAAAGUAGAUAAAAUAUAUAGCAUAAUCUUUUAACAACAUAGAGAGAGUCACAUACAAUCAAAAUAUAAUGUUCUAUUAUUUUGUUUCAUCAGCAUUAAUUUUAGACGGUUUACUGGGAUGUUUUCUAAGCAAUACAACAAAAAACCAAAUAUUAUAUUAUUUUCUGUUAUUAUUACAGCAUUAUGAUUAAGAAGAAAUUUUAAAUUAAUUAUUUGUCAAAUCGUCCAUAAUUAAAGUCCCUUUCUUUUUGAAAAAUACUGUUUUGUUAAUGUUAUUGUUUAUCAAAUGUUUUAUAAUUUUUGUGAAAAAGAAUCAAUUGGGUACUCAACCAUUUCAAACGUUUUAAUUAUAUAACACUUAUAUCUAAUUUUCGUUUACUUUGAAUUAAAUUUCAAAGACAGAGCGAGUCAUGACAAACUAUAAGCAAAAAACUAGACGUGAGUUUUGCUAAUACUUUAUCGGUUAUUUAUUUGUUAAAUAUUUUGUAAAUUUAUUUUGUUGAUAAAAAUUAGCAAAAUUCAUUAAUUUAUAAUUUUUUUGAAUAUUUUUUUUAAAGAGAAUGUUUAUUUUAUUUGUUCACCAAUUACUGAAUAUUUACCAUAACGAGAUUAAUUAUAAUGUUUGAUGUAGACACACUGUGGGAUAUAAAAUUAUAUAUACAUAAAAGAAAUUAAACUGAUAUUUUUUCAGAUAUCGUAUUCAAUGUUACUCUAGAAUUUAAAACCUUAUUUUUAAUUGGUAAAUUUUAUUAUUCGAUUUUCCACUAAAGAAUACAUCCAAGAAUACAAUCCAAAAUGUGUUGUUUUAUUCAUUGACAUUUGGUGUUAUCAUUAUUAUAUAUAUCAUUUCAUUUUGUAUAUAAUAACCAGAGUUUGUAAAUAUAUUAAAAUGCAUUACAAAUCCUA